Molecule: messenger RNA, 2060 nt
Organism: Polyodon spathula (Mississippi paddlefish)
Lineage: Eukaryota; Metazoa; Chordata; Actinopteri; Acipenseriformes; Polyodontidae
Gene: airim
Product: c19h1orf109 homolog (H. sapiens)
Exons: 5
Coding region: 104-715 (203 amino acids)
Cellular component (GO): nucleus; cytoplasm
Source: RefSeq, a predicted model, not a curated record
CAAACGCAGAAAGCAGGUGGUGAAGAGGCAUACAUGACGUAAAGCCCAGGAAGGUAUAUGAUAUUCACGUGUACCGACGAAAUGCGUUUACAUACAUGACAGUAUGUCAAAACAAGCCGCCAUCUUGUCAGUUCACCAGGCAACCAAGAAGUGCUUCGAAGUCAUAGGGCAGCAGCAGAGUGUUUGGGACUGCACCCUGGCAGACUGUUCUCCUCUCCUCGGUUCCCUGAGCAGCCUGGGAGAACAGCUUCAGUCAUGCAGCAAGGUCCACUUGAAGAACACACCUUUACAGGACUUUCCAGAGCUGGAACAGCGGUUGAGAUACAAACUCAUCCAAGCUGUGGAGACAGUGCUGGGAAAACUGGGGGAGAAAAUGAGUGUUCUGCAGACUGUUCGAGAUGCUGUCAGUAACCAAGUGGCUACAGUUUUCCAGCAGUAUGAACAACAUGCAGACACGAUCGGCCUCAGUGCUUCAAUUGAGAGGUCAUCUCUUGCCCCCUCAGUGGCAGACAUGCUGGAAUGGCUACAGGACAUUGACAGGUUUUACAGAAGCCAAUACUUAAAGAGGAAGCUUUUGCUUCAGACAGUAAAGCCUGACAACUUUUCACACAUGAAAGCACUCCCUCAGUCCUGGAACAGGGUGUCUACUCAAAAGGGACAGGAGCUGAUACAAGAUACACUGAAGAAGGUUUCAUUUUUCAUGGACUCCCACUGAACUUAAAGAAACUUCAGGUCAAAUGAAACUGAUCCAUAAAGAAGUACAUUUACACCUUCCAUUACCUGCAUUGUGUGCACUGACAGCUGACGGUGGCUGCUGAAAACAUGACUGAACUGCACUGGAAGGAGAGUAUUGGAUAACACUACAAAACUGGCAGAUACCAGAAUGCUGUUUUAAGCGUCUGUUGACUAUUGGUGUAAUAGCUGAGUUUGUCCAUAGAGGGCAGCAAUGCCCUUGCAUGCACUGUGUCUGAAUAAAUGACUAGAGCUGAAGAAGCACAGUAAGAAAACAGCCAAAGAAACGAUUGGCAAAAGGUACAUGUAAAGACAUGUUUUAAACGAUCAGUUACUGUUUUUUUAAUUGUUGCAAAAUUUGCUAAAAGGCUACAACUGCUACUUGCCUACUGUACUAGUAAUAAUACAAUAUUCAUAAUAAUAAAAUUAAUUUAAAAAAUGCAUUUGUAGAAUGACAAUCCUGUGGGGCUGCAUAAUUUUUUCUAAAAUAGGAUCUGCUUUACAUGAAGGUCUAUGUAGUAGGUAAAACACGCUGUAGGACUGGUUUAACCCAAAUCUUGCAAUACCUUCUAUUGGCCAGGUGCAAACCAGGGCUUGUGAAACUUCACGAAAGAUCUACAAGUGUCCAGUUGUUUCUUAGACACUAGAUUGGUAGACCUUAUUUAUGAGUCUGUUUGAUUGUUUCCAUACAAUGCAGCCAAAAGACAUUUGUUCAGUGUUCUCUUAUACUAUCCAGCCUGCACUUUUCAGCUAACAAGCAUUUGAGUACAGAUCCCUAAGAUCUUAAGAUGUCCCUGUUCUUUUAGUCUUGGCGGGCUUUGCACUGGAAUAAAAUUCAAACUGAUUUAUUUUUAUGGUUUUAUAUUUCUUGCAUUUGACUCUUGGCGCAGUGUUUUAUAAAAUGGAUAAUAGGGCCAUAUUAAAUGUCCUUGAUUCACAUGAGUUUGAAGAAAAAAAAAGGGUAGUUCUCCGACGUCCGUCCAUUGUUUAGAUUAGAAGGCUCUGGAAACAGCAUCCGUAUGGAGCAAGUAAAGUAGGGAGAUCAGGAACUAUCUAUCUGUUCAGCCAUAGUUGAGUGUCCUGUAAAAACAGCAUUGCCGUUUUAAUCUGCAGUCCUGUAUUCUAGUAAUGCCUUCUCACAUGACUAUUUGAAUCUGUAUUUUUAAAGCAUUCGGUGUGCAUUGAAAUCCUACAGGGGCUGGACAAAAGAAAAAAAAACAAAAACUCUGCAAUAACCAUAACAUACUUUUGUUUAAACAGACUGUCCCUGAUUUAUUAUGCAAAUAUAAUCCAUGACACAUGUUCUAUAUAAAAGAUGCAUCUGCCUG